CCCCCCACCCGCCCGAUGUUCUCCCUCUCCAGCAGCUGCGAGUCUGGGGACACUGCUGGCACCAUGGGCCUGCUGCGGGCCCUGCUCUGCCUCUGGCUACUAGCCCAGGCUUCUCGGGCUGCCCGGGUCCGCACCCGCCGGGAGUUGGCCCCCGGCUUGUACGAGCACGGGGUCUACGAUGCCGGGGGGUCCUACUGCCAGCGAGGGGAUGUCUGCUGCCGCGGCCGCGACGACGGCUGCACCGUGCCCUACCAUGACACCCUCUGCUACUGUGACCUCUUCUGCAACCGCACCGUCUCUGACUGCUGCCCUGACUUCUGGGAGUACUGCCUGGGCAUCCCGGCACCCUUCCCCAAAUCUCCAGGUUGUGCCCGUGCUGGCCGCAGCUUCCCCACUGGAGCCACAUACCAGGAAAACUGCAACCUGUGCACCUGUGUCCCCGGGGGGCAGUGGCAGUGCGAGGACCACGCGUGCCUGAUGGAUGGGGAGCUGAUUGAUGCCAUCAACAGGGGCAGUUACGGCUGGAGAGCUGCCAACUACAGCCAGUUUUGGGGCAUGACGCUGGAGGACGGGAUCCGGUACCGCCUGGGGACCUUCAGACCCUCCGCCACUGUCAUGAACAUGAAUGAGAUGCACAUGAACAUGGACUCCAACGAGGUUCUGCCCCGACACUUUGAUGCAGCUGCCAAGUGGCCUGGGAUGAUCCACGAGCCCCUGGACCAGGGCAACUGUGCUGGUUCCUGGGCCUUCUCCACAGCAGCUGUCGCCUCGGAUCGCAUCUCCAUCCACUCCAUGGGACACAUGACACCCGCCCUGUCACCCCAAAACCUCCUGUCCUGUGACACCCGCAACCAGCGGGGCUGCAGUGGGGGGCGGCUGGAUGGUGCCUGGUGGUACCUGCGCCGGAGGGGGGUGGUGACAGACGAGUGCUACCCCUUCACCAGCCAGGAGAGCCACCCAGCAGCACAGCCCUGCAUGAUGCACAGCCGCUCCACGGGCAGGGGCAAGCGUCAGGCCACGGCACACUGCCCCAACCCCCAGACCCACGCCAACGACAUCUACCAAUCCACCCCUGCCUACCGCCUCUCCUCCAGCGAGAAGGAGAUCAUGAAGGAGCUGCUGGAGAAUGGCCCUGUGCAAGCCAUCCUGGAGGUGCACGAGGAUUUCUUCAUGUACAAGAGUGGGAUCUAUCGGCACACACCCGUAGCUGAGGGGAAGGGGCCAAAGCACCAGAGACACGGGACCCACUCAGUCAAAAUCACUGGGUGGGGAGAGGAGCAGCUGCCUGAUGGCCAGACCCAAAAAUACUGGACGGCAGCCAACUCGUGGGGCACAACGUGGGGCGAGGGUGGACACUUCCGCAUCGCCCGUGGGGUCAACGAGUGUGAGGUGGAGACCUUUGUGGUGGGGGUCUGGGGCCGUGUCAGUGUGGAGGACAUGCCCCACAAGUGAGGGUCCUGAUGCCCGCAGCCCCCACCAUCACUUGCAGGGGGUCCCCUGGAUGUCCUUGUCCCAAUGAGGGCCCUACCCCCCGCACUCCAGCCCCUCCUUCCCAUCCUGAGGGCACCCGUGGGGUGGGCCCCCCCUGUGCCACUGGGCAGGGGGCUGGGACUGUCCCCUGGGUCCCCAUCCCUGGGGGCUGUUUGUCCCCACUGUGCUGACACAGCAGCUGGGUGCAGCGGGGCGUGUGGCCGGGGGCUGCUCCUGCAUCCCAGGGGAUUUACCCCCAAAUCCUCUGCUGGGGGCUCCCCCCGGGCUUUGGGGGCUCCUCCAAAGGUGGGUACCCCUCCCCCGAUGACUUCACCACCCACUGGCAGGGGGAUGGGGGAGCCCUGCAGUGGGACCCCCAGGGCUCCGCAUCCCUCUGUCUCCCCUCCAGCUCCCCUCUUCCCAGGCACCCCUGGAGCAGGGGGUUAAACCCAGUGAUGCCCAAAGGGGUUCAUCUGUGUCCCCAGGGAUGGGGGAGCCCCAAGGCUGGGUGUUGCCAGCUGGGGUUGGGUUCCCACUGUCCUCCCUGCCCGUCCCUUUGGUGCUAUGGCCCCUGCCCCCCCCCCUGAGGACAGGGGAGGGCUCAAUCCUGCAUUCUCACCGUCCUGGUGGGGCCACAACUGGGGACCAUGAAGUAUCACAGCCCGGGUCCCCUUGCCCAACCCCCCCUCACACUGGGCUGUACUUUUAAGACUUUUUUUGUAUUUAUUUUGCUUUUUAUUAUUUGUAAAUAAACUUACUGAAUCCUCAGUGC
Calypte anna (Anna's hummingbird) is the source of this 2242-nucleotide messenger RNA. RefSeq names its product tubulointerstitial nephritis antigen like 1 (gene TINAGL1). The record is from RefSeq and is a predicted model, not a curated record. Gene Ontology annotation, biological process: proteolysis. The transcript is spliced from 11 exons. NCBI's taxonomy places the organism in Eukaryota, Metazoa, Chordata, Aves, Apodiformes, Trochilidae. Gene Ontology annotation, cellular component: lysosome. The coding region runs from base 16 to 1452 and encodes 478 amino acids. Gene Ontology annotation, molecular function: peptidase inhibitor activity; cysteine-type peptidase activity.